Messenger RNA from Plasmodium inui San Antonio 1, 4977 nucleotides. RefSeq lists its product as hypothetical. Lineage: Eukaryota; Apicomplexa; Aconoidasida; Haemosporida; Plasmodiidae. Gene Ontology annotation, cellular component: intracellular membrane-bounded organelle. Gene Ontology annotation, molecular function: P-type calcium transporter activity. Bases 1 to 4977 code for a protein of 1658 amino acids. The transcript is spliced from 3 exons. The record is from RefSeq and is a predicted model, not a curated record.
AUGAACAACGAAAUCACGAAAAGCUUGUUUCCAUAUGAAGCUAAAUUCUUUAAGGGCAUUUUUGACAAGUAUAUAAAAAAUGAAGACUACAGCGAGGAGCUAAAGGUGGUUAGGAGCUCCAAGAAUUUAAUGGAGGAAGUUAUUAGCAAAGAAAACGGAUUAAACUUUUAUUUGGACGAACACUGUGAUGACACAUUUUUGCAACAAUGCAAGUUAGAGUUUUUUCGAAAAAUGCUGAAGUAUGUUUAUGGAAGGAAAGAGAAAAAUGUGACUCAUGGGGGAUGUUCUUCCGAUGUGGGAGGGACGGGGCAGAGCGUAGACACGGUUGGUGAGGAGCAGGGAAAACAUGUUAGUGAAGGAAUCGGCAAUGUAAAGGAGCUGCCAGACUAUUUCGUCUUUAACAAAAAAAUUAACGUCAUAAAUAGUUAUCGGAUUUACAGUUACUGCUCAAACAUCAUUCAAUCCCUUCCGUCGCUCACCUACUUUUCUGUUGUGAAGAUAUACUUGGCGAACUACCCGUUGAGUGUCUUUUUGUCUUGUGUUUACUUCUACACGUUUGUUACGUACGUGUGUGACGGGGAAAACCUGAUAGAAUUCCUCGAGUCGCUGUUCUUCUCCCUCAUCGUGACCAUCGGCUGCGUGGCCUUGACCGCCGUGCACUACGCGAAGGAAAAUAGAAUAAACUCGAUUAUGUCCAAGAUGAACAACUUUAAAGAGAAUUACAUAUGUCGGAAUUUUAUAAAAAAUGAAGCGAAGAGCGAAGCGAAGUUUGGUAAGUUUGAAAGCAGAAAGACGAUCGAAAUGAAAAAGUAUUCCAAGUAUUUCUUCCUAAAGAGUUUUCUGAACAGAAUAAAUGCGGAGCUGUUUGACUACGAGGUGUUCAAGGGGGACAAGCACUCCAGUUAUGUGCAGGAAAAUUUUAAGGAAAUUAUCCCCCUGGUGCAUUCUCCUGAUAAUUCUGAAGGAGAUGCGAAGCAAGGGGGUGAGGUAGCACCAAAUCGGCAAAGUUUUGGGGGCAAAAGUGCGAACACACCCAGAGUCAGCGGGGAGGGGGUAUUACCAGACAGGAGAAGUAAGACGGGGUCGAAGUUGCUAUCCAGUGAAGAGCAACAGGAUGGAAAUGUAGAGAUGCAGGAUGAGCAAAGAAAUUCCAAAGGAACUGCCAAGAAGAAGGUUCUCCUAUGUAACGAAUCAGAUGGGGAAAACAACCCCAGUGGAGACAUUCUUCAGAAGGUAGACAAAAGUGAAGAGGGUAGAAGGAACUCCAUCGAAAUGGCAAAGGAGAAAAAAAGAAACUUAAUAAACUACAUAAUAUUUGAAAACAAUAUAUACAAAAUUAACAGUAAGAACAUUUUAGUAGGUGACAUUGUAUACCUCUUCAAAGGGGACGUGAUUCCAGCAGAUGGGAUCCUCCUCAAAAGUAACAACAUGGUUGUAGAUGAGUCAGGCAUUUUAAAAUCAGAAAAAACAUGGAAGAAGAAAAUUAGCCUUGAUGAAUAUAUGUACUACUAUGAGAAAUCUAAAAAGAGGAAGAUCAGCGUUAACGAGUUAAGGAAAAAGAAACUGAAUUAUUUCGAAAUACUCAAUUUGAAGGUCAAGAUGACAUUAAAAAGGUUUAGUAGAGAGGAGAGAAGCCCAAAUGUACCAAUGACAAAGGGGGAACAUAGUACUGAUGAGACUCCAGAUGCUUCGCAGAACAAAAUGGAAAAAUUAAGUGAAUGUGGAAAUGAAAAAGCGGGAGAAAUUAGACGUAGCAUAAAUGACAGAUUAGUUACAAAUUUUGAAAAACUAUUUGAAUACUCUCCUCUUGUCCUGUCCGAAUCGACAGUACGAGACGGAACAGGAAUCAUGCUAACCACCUGCGUUAGUAAAAAUAAGCAGAUGUUCCAAAAUACAAUCAAAGACAUGGAGGAGAGUACCGAACUGGAAGACAUCAUAAAUAGCUUUUCAAAAAAUGUCGUCAUUAUAAUAAUUUUUUAUUGCAUCUUAUGCAUUCUCUUCAUAUUUAUUCACUUCUUAAUUAACUUGGUGGAGAAUAAUAUGCAGACAUUUGCUUACAAUUUGCUGAUGUUUCUGCUUAACUGUAUCAUUUUGGAGAUCCUAAAGUACCUUUUGUUGUCCAUUGACCAGAUGCCUCUGUUGCUGCAAAACUGCAUAGCGAUAAAUUCGAGGCAAAUAAUGCGGGAAAAUUUUAUCCUAAAGAAAAAAAAUACUUUCGAGAAAAUUCUUUUCACUAACAUGAUUUAUGUAGACUUGGAGAGGUACACAAAGUACAGGUGUGUGUACUUUUUUUGCAAUUCGGAUAUAUGCUUUUCCACCGUCUGGGAUGGAGAAGGAGAUCUGGGAGUAGAGCAAAAAUUCGUUAACUUGGCUAAGGACAAGGGCAAGAAAGAAGCAAUAUGGAGGAGCCUCUUUUUUAAGAUUCUCGUUCAGGGCAUCCUCACCACCAGCAACUUGUACCAUUACAAUGAAAACUUUCUGUACAUAGAUUUGUCCCUCUUAAAAUUCUUGAAGGGAUUCGAAAUAAAGCUGGAAGAUUAUUUCAUCCCCAAGAAGCGCUUAUUUCGUGUUAUAUCUGCUGGGAAGGAUUUUGUCAUCGCGUUUGUCUUGUCGAAGGAAGAGGCUCUGGGCCAGAAGGGACUCGGUGCGCAAGGCGGGGGGCCCCCCAGCGUGCUGCGCAUAUUCUUCAGGGGCCGCGCCAGCCUGGUCCUCCCCAAGUGCAGCCAGUACCUGGACGGCGACGCGCUGCGCAGCGACAUCGCUCAGCUUAAGGAAAAAGUCCAAAAGGUGCAGCAGCAGAAGAAGGAAGAAGUGAUAUGCUUCGCAUACAAAGAAAUAGCGCUGGGCGAGAAGGAGAAGGAGGAGCUCUUCCAGUACGAAGACGACAACGACUACACGUUUGAUAACAAAGAGAUGAAUAAGAACAUCGAGGAAACUUACCUCAAGUAUGUAGAACAGAAUGACUACACGUGUGUGUCCAUCUUGGUUUUCGAAAAAAUGCUGACGAAACAUUUCUAUUUCGAUUACAAAAUGUUGGAAGCCAACGGCAUGAGCGUGAAGGUCUUCACCAAGGACAGCAUGUCCAAGGUGAAGAAGCUGUUUUGCGACUUCCCCCAUUUUUUUGAAAAUUUAAAGCUGUACAAUGCAAAGCUGGUGGGCGAAGAGGAAGCGCUAGAUUUGCACUACCAAAAUGAUGGGGACAGGUUUGUUAGCCAUCCCCAGGGGGGGGACAAGAAAAGCGCAAAAUUGAAUCCCCAGGGCAUGGAACAGAAGAAGUGGGACCGAAAUGCAUACAAUGAGACAACCCCUGCGGAGGGAACAAACCUGGGUAAUUACACCCUGAAAAAGGGAAAUAACAAAUCUUUGGCGCCAAACAAGUGCAGAAGUGAAAUUUUAAAUUUGAAAGAGUGUGAUGAUAAUGUGAUGAUAAAUAUGACUAGCCAAAAUGAAGCGCGAAAGAAGAAGCACGACUUCCUCCUAAGUAACAACAUUUUUUACAACUGCGAGAAUACGGAGUUAUCACGUCUGUUGACCAUCUCGAAUUAUUACGGGAAGAAUGCACUCGCGACCAAUGAAAGCAGUGUAGACUGCGAAGAGGGGACGUACAGCCUACGAAUAUGCGACAACAGGGGUAGAGGAGAAAGUAAAGAAAAAAGCGACAUUGUUAUUUUGGAUAGAAGUCUCUACGAUUUUGUAAAAUUGAAAAACUUCUCAAACUGUAUUCUCACCAAUAUACAGCUAUUCAUAGAGUAUAAUAUCACCUUGUAUGUCUGCCUUAUCAUUUUCUCAACCGUUUGCACCUUGGUAAAUGGGUUAGAAUUUUUAAAUACGAUACAAAUACUGUACAUAUAUUUUGUGAAGAACGUCAUUUUUCACUACUUAUCUUGUUAUCGAAAAAGUCCCAUAAGUACCGUCGGGAAGAAGAAAAAACAAACCUACGACUUUUUUAAGGAAAAUGACAUAAACAGUAUGAUUUGCUCUAUUCUAUCCAAAACGAUCAUUCUCUUUUUGGUAUUUUUCCUUGGACAUGUAUUCAUUCCUGAGUCUAAAUGGGAUUUUGUGACCCCAGAAUUGAGGAACUUGUUUGAAUUUUCCGAGUUCGCAUAUCUUACGGAUAGGCAGCAGUCCAGCUACUUUUACACCAUACGGUCUUGUAUUCGUUUUAAAAAGAAUUUAGAAAAUUUGAAAAUACAAGCCGUCAUUGAUGUUAAGAAUGAUUACAGAUCGAUGGCUGAAUGGGACACCUAUAUCAGUCCGGGUAGACAUGGCACCAUUCUGUUUAACAUCUUUUUUCUCUUUUUCUUUUUCUCCUAUAUUCAUAUUUAUUUGAAGUCUUUUUUGCGGGACAUACACAUAUAUUUGGAAAUGUACAAGGGGGAACAGGCUAACCGAUUUAGCAACUACAUCAUCCCUUUAGUGGGUAGCGAACGGGAGGGUAAGAAGGACCUCUCCGCAGAAGUUCGACACUUUAUGGAGGAGCUGAAGGAGGAGAGACGAUCUACUAGUUUGGUUAACACGAAAAAUGUGAAGAAUUGUGGAAAGGGACCAAAUAACCAAUUUGAAAAUGGUGAAGCGGGGAAGAAUGCAAGUCGAAAGAUACCACACACGGAGGAAGCACACGAAGGGGAGAAGAAGUUUUCCUUCCUCCAAAUAGCUAGUCAAAUAAUCUCUAAAUCAGGCUUACCCAAUGACAAUUUUUAUGUGAUGUUACUGAACCUUGUUUGGGAAAAUUACAUGACAUUCAUAAUUUUUUUUUUUCUGCUGGCGGCACACAUUUUUGUCAUUGAGUUCGGCUCAUUCUUCUUUAACUUACACGUGACGGGGUUGACUCUAUUGCAGUGGGUAUUCUGUUUCGCCUGUUGUCUCCUCGACUUGGUUCUUUAUUUUGUUACUUUGCGCCUCGGCCUGUUUCUCCUGCCCGCCAGUUCUUUUAAAACCUUCCAGAAUUUGUAUGAGCCGCGGGAAAGGACCGUGUAA